This is a messenger RNA of Lethenteron reissneri (Far Eastern brook lamprey), 5122 nucleotides long. It is a transcript of the gene PCSK2, whose product is annotated as proprotein convertase subtilisin/kexin type 2. Gene Ontology annotation, molecular function: serine-type endopeptidase activity. Gene Ontology annotation, biological process: peptide hormone processing. Lineage: Eukaryota; Metazoa; Chordata; Hyperoartia; Petromyzontiformes; Petromyzontidae. Gene Ontology annotation, cellular component: neuron projection; membrane. The record is from RefSeq and is a predicted model, not a curated record.
AAUACGCGAGCUCGUCGUAACUAGGACACCCUGCACUCGCGGUGUUCACUGUGGGGCCGCGCCGCUCCAGAAAUCGCUCCUCUCUUCUGGGCCACCUCCGCAUGACGGGGCCGCUACACAGCGCUCUUAGAUUAAUAAUAGCAACAACAACAACAAUAGGCCAUCGCAACUCCCCCCCCCCCCUCCCACAAGGCAGUGUGCGCGCCGCGGUAGAGUUGAGCGCUGCUGCUCGCGUGUGCGCCCACUCCAGCGGGGGUGGCGGCGGUGCGCGGGAGGGUUUAUAGGACGGCUGAGUGACGCGCGGUGACGCGGCUCCCCUGCUUGCGGCUCGCGGCGCAAACCUUCAUGAAUUAUACAGAUGAUCCGUCCCGUCGGCCGCGACGAUCCGCUCCGCGUUAGCGCCCAGAAGCAAACAGCCGGCGAGCCGGCCGCUCGUAUUUAUACUCCUCGCGCCGCUCCCCUCCGCGCAGACAUGCCGACUGGGAGGGGCGACCCGCGCAAGCCGCGCUCAUAAGCGGCCCUACACUUUAGCCGAGACGUUGCCCAGCGAUGUGUUGUUACUGAAUGCUUAGGGAGUAGUGUCGCUGCUACUGCUGCUGUUGCUGCUGCUGCUGUUGUUAUUAGUAGCAGUAGUGGAGUGCGCUCGACUAGAGUAGGAGCCACAGAGGCGUAAUGCGGUUGAGAAGCGCGUGCAACGGUGGGGUGACCCUUCUCGCGUUGCUGCCGCUGACAGCUUUGGCUCUCGUGAGCGGCGACCCGCUCUUCACGAACCAUUUUCUGGUGCAGCUGCAUCAGGGAGACCUCGGCGUUGCUGGGCAAGUGGCGCGGGACCGCGGCUUCAUCAACCAUGGCCAGCUCCACUUUGCUCAGGACCUCUUCCACUUCUCCCACCCCGCGGCGGCGCGGGCGAGGAGGCGGCGCAGCCUCUCUCACCACCUCCGCCUCGAGAGGGACCCCAGGGUGAAGCGCGUGGUGCAGCAGGAGGGAUACUCGCGAAACAAGCGCGGAUACAAGUCCCUGGACAACUUGAACAUCGACAUGAACGACCCGCUCUUCAGCAAGCAGUGGUACCUGAUAAACACGGGGCAGGCAGAUGGGAAACCUGGACUGGAUCUGAACGUGGUGGAGGCUUGGGAACUCGGCUACACGGGCAAAGGAGUGACCAUCGCCAUCAUGGAUGACGGUAUCGACUACCUUCACCCGGACCUUGCCGCCAACUACCAUGCCGAGGCCAGCUACGACUUCAGCAGCAACGAUCCCUUUCCGUACCCACGCUACACCGACGACUGGUUCAACAGCCAUGGAACCCGCUGUGCGGGGGAAGUUUCUGCAGUCGCCAACAACAACGUGUGUGGAGUGGGAGUCGCGUACAACUCGCGCGUGGCAGGCAUCCGCAUGCUGGACCAGCCCUUCAUGACGGACAUCAUCGAGGCGUCGGCCAUCAGCCACCUGCCCCAGAUGAUCGACAUCUACAGCGCCAGCUGGGGCCCCACGGACGACGGGCGUACUGUGGACGGCCCUCGUGAGCUCACUCUGCAGGCCAUGGCCGACGGCGUCAACAAGGGCCGCGGAGGGAAGGGCAGCAUCUACGUGUGGGCGUCGGGAGACGGAGGCUCCUACGACGACUGCAACUGCGACGGCUACGCGUCGAGCAUGUGGACCAUAUCCAUCAACUCGGCCAUCAACGACGGGCGCACGGCGCUCUACGACGAGAGUUGCUCCUCCACGCUCGCCUCCACCUUCAGCAACGGGCGCAAGAAGGACCCCGAGGCCGGCGUGGCCACCACGGACCUGUACGGUAACUGCACGCUGCGACACUCCGGGACAUCCGCCGCAGCCCCCGAAGCAGCCGGGGUGUUCGCCCUGGCGAUAGAGGCCAACCCGGAGCUGACGUGGCGUGACCUGCAGCACCUCGCCGUGCUCACGUCCAAGCGGAACCAGCUGCACGACGAGGUGCACAAGUGGCAGCGCAACGGCGUGGGCCUCGAGUUCAACCACCUCUUCGGCUACGGGGUGCUCGACGCCGGCGCCAUGGUGCGCAUGGCGCGCGACUGGAGGAGCGUCCCCGAGCGAUUCCACUGCAAGGGCGGCUCCAUCACCAGCGCGCGCGCCGUGCCGGGCCAGGGCAGGCUGGUGCUGACCGUGGACACGGACGCGUGCGAAGGGCGCGCCGACCACGUUCGCUACCUGGAGCACGCGCAGGCCGUGGUGACGGUGAACGCGACGCGGCGAGGCGACCUCACGCUCAACCUCACCUCGCCCAUGGGCACGCGCUCGCUGCUACUCGGCCGGCGGCCCCGCGACUCCGACUCGCGCGUCGGCUUCCACCGCUGGCCCUUCAUGACGACGCACACGUGGGGCGAGGACCCGCGCGGCCGGUGGACGCUCGAGGUGGGCUUCGCCGACGGAGCGGAGGGCCCCGCCGCGGCGGCGGCGGCGGCGGCGCGAAGCGGCGUGAUCUCCGAGUGGACGCUCAUGCUCCACGGCACGCACUCGCCGCCCUACGUGGGUCAGGUGGUGCGCGACUCGGGCUCCAAGCUGGCGAUGUCGCGCCGGCAGGAGCUCGAGCAGGAGCUGGGCGAGGCCGUGGCGCGAAGCCUCCGGCGGAGAAACGGCGGCCGCUAAGCGGCGGCGGCGGCGGCGACGACUAGAAUGGAGCCCUCGAGCGCGCACGCACGCGCGUGUACACGCACACACACACGUACAUUCACACACGCACAUAGAGCAUCUCACACGCGCGCUCACACGCGGGCGCAGUCCCUCACGCGCACACGCGUAAGCUCACACCCACGCUGACACACGCGUACGCUCACACAUAUGUUCUCAAACACAUAUGUAUGCUCUCACACACAUGCCGACGCGCAGACAGCAACACAGCACACACUGGUCCUCACACACGCGCACACAUACGCGUGCUCGCACACGCGUACGUACACACCGGGCCAAGCUGAGUAGCAAAUACCACGCGCAUGUACACACACAUGCACAUCCAGCCACCGACAUCGCUAAUGUAAUAUGUACUCUGUUUCUAUUGGGCCUAUUAUGAGUAAUAUUCUUGAUCAUAAUAAUCUCUUCUAAAGAUGUUUAAUAAUGUGAGUUUUAUUUUAUUCCACCCCACCGGCACCGCUGAGCACCGACUUUUCAUUUGGCUUUGUUCAAACUCGAAUGCACACGUGGAUAUAUUCCACGGAGGUCAUCAAACAUUUGCGGGAACACUGCCCGCACAAACGAGACGAGGAAUUACGUGGCACUUUCUCACGAUUGAAAAACAAUGCGGCCAAAGUAAUAAACUCCACGUCCGGACUGUGCCACGGGUCUGAUCGAUGCUGCGAGCUAACGCGUAUCGACAGCCCCCCGUAUUGCCCGUCAACUUUUGUGAUGAUAGCAUAUAGGGCGUUACGUAAAAUAGAUGUUUACUCCUCACCCCAAUUCGGGCUCUCCGUGCUCCAGAAAACGCUCUCGCUCGUUCGUAUGUGGGUGUCGUUCCUCCGAUAAACAGAAACACGCAUCAGUGGUUGGUUAUUUUUUUUUUUUUUAUAAAUCCACAACACCACCAAUUGUGUGCACAUCACUGCCAUAACUUUUUCCGGUAACAUUCCGGCCUUCAAGAGGAUUGGCUCCACAAACACUCUUUGCUUAUUUAUAUUUUAUAGCUUUGACAGCCCCACGGAAAUGAGUAAAACAAUUGAAAUUCGAAAAAGAACUCGAAGGGAAAUAAUCACGCUUUCGAAUUUUAACAAUCGGCCGUGGCAUCAACGCCUUGUGCUGCUGGUUCCGUCCACGGAGGAGCUGCAGGGUUAGAGGCACCCCGCGUAUCGCGCUCCCCUCCACUCCCGACGUGCAGUCAGUCUCUACAGCGUUCCCACACGCCAGCAUCCACAGGCUCUUCAGACCUCUUUGAGAUGGUCCUCAGAAUCGGCUGUGUAAUGAUGGGGCUGUGUAGGCUGGGCUGUGGGCACGCACCCGUGCCGCUUGAGAAGGGGACAGGCAGGUGAGCGGUCACGCGCCGUCACGCUUCGGGCGUUUCGGCUCCGCGAGCCCACGACAGCCUCUCGGUGCCGCCGCUGUGGAGUGGUCCUUCUGCUGCUCGCUGACGGGUCUCCCGCCUGGCCUCCACCGCCAUGUCCUGAUUGUCACAAUCUCAGCCCCUCUGUCAUUUAUAUAACGGAAUCCCAUUGCCUUAGGGCCCCGUUCGGUGUUUUCUGUUCACAAUAGCCGCUCACAGUAGGCGCGCACAAUAGCGUUCAAAUUUUCAAAGGCCGCAUAAAUGAGCACGGCGCUCGGGAUUCUGAAGCGUCUUUCCAUCUGGCACCGGUCGCCCGUUGCGUUUUGAGUGCAGAAAAGCGGCGGAGUCGUUCUCUGAUCUCGGUCACCCCCCUAAACGCAAGCUCCUGUGGCUCCUUCACGUCAUUCCGCAACGGUCUGUGCACAGAGGCCAGCAACAGUGUGAGGAUAUGGCGACCGGCGGUAUCCCAGACAGAUCCUACGUUUCUGUAAAUAGGAGACGCGGUUUUGCUUGACAGUUACUUGAUAAAUACUGCACACACACACCGGUGUCUAAGUGUUUCGGUGCAGUGUUUUUAUCACUUCGUUUAUAAAUCUCUUGGCGUUUCGUGAGAGAGGGCCUUGCUCCUCCUCCUCCUAAAAAUGUGCAAUUUUAAGAGAUGAGAGAAAAAAACGUCCCCGAGCCAUGUGCCGGUGCCGAGAGAUGUGUGCUCGGCUUGCGGCCGCAUUUACGCCGGAUGUCCAUCGAAGAAAACAUUAAAAUUAUUUAUUAACAUUUUGAGAGAUUAAUAUAUUUCAGAAAGAAGGGGGCGAAAAAAAACCCCUAAAAUAUCCUAUAAAAAAUAUAUAAGUGUACUGUUGUAGUCUCUGCCUGUUGAAUUAAUAUUUGAAUGUGAACAUGAAGUACCGUAUCGUCGUUUAAACAUGACGGGGAGCAGAGCAAUUUACGCCGUGUUCUCGCUGACCUGUCGCCAUUCCAAAUCUUGCCCUCUGCGUUCAUCUCUUCUCUCGCGAGGUGUGUGUACGGAACACCUUCUCUCGUCAACCAAAUGUGGCUUUAGUCUCCGUCUUAUUUUUUUCCGGCUGCGUAUUUACAUAAAUGUUCCAGUUUACUCUC